Mesitornis unicolor (brown roatelo) is the source of this 477-nucleotide messenger RNA. RefSeq names its product IQ motif containing C (gene IQCC). The transcript is spliced from 3 exons. The annotation marks the transcript as partial. The record is from RefSeq and is a predicted model, not a curated record. Lineage: Eukaryota; Metazoa; Chordata; Aves; Mesitornithiformes; Mesitornithidae.
GAGCUGACGCAAGGGAAGCGUUCGGGUCCAGGGGAGGCUGCACCGAGCGCCAAGGCCAGCGCAGAAAAACCCCAGGAGGAGCUGGACGCCUCCGAAGCAGAACGGGACUGGGGCUGCAGUGAUGUGAAGCCCACAGCCCAGCUGCAAAGUGAGAAAGAAGUGAGCUCCGCGGGUGAAGGCGAUGCAGCAAGCCCCCAAAAUCUCAGGACCGAUGCCACUGAAGAGGGGUGCAGUGCCCCAGCAGAGAGCGAGGGCUGGCAGAACGACAGCAACCCGCGCUCUGUCCUGGAGGCAGAGUCCCUCGAAGCCUUCCUGGAAAUUCCCCUGGAGGACAUAAAGGAGCUUCCUCGAACACGAUCUGAGCUCCAGGCCUACAGAAAUCACUUGGUCAUGGAGCUGCUGUGGUUGCAACAAGCCAUCACCAGCCGUAAAAACUACUUGAUGCUGAAACAGAGGCUGGGGACUCCUGACCCAUAG